This is a messenger RNA of Anneissia japonica, 2853 nucleotides long. Its product is annotated as solute carrier family 40 member 1-like. NCBI's taxonomy places the organism in Eukaryota, Metazoa, Echinodermata, Crinoidea, Comatulida, Comatulidae. Gene Ontology annotation, cellular component: membrane. The record is from RefSeq and is a predicted model, not a curated record. Gene Ontology annotation, biological process: iron ion transmembrane transport. Gene Ontology annotation, molecular function: iron ion transmembrane transporter activity.
UUGGAGAUAUUAUGCAGCCUUAGCCCUGUAGACCUGUGAAGUAUGCUAUAAGCGGCCUGCCAGAUUUAGAUCGUAAAAUGCAAACAGGUGGUUACAUUUUCAUAAAUCAAGCAGGACAAUGAACAGUAGUAAUUAAUCCAAAGAAUUCACUAUAAGCAGAUGACAUGGAUAAGACAGGAGAGAGCUCAGAGACAGAUGAUUUGUGGGUUAGACAGACAAAUAUAAAUACAUACCCUCAUCACCAAAGUAAAGCUAUGGAAGAGGAGAACACAGCCACAAAAGACGAAGGCCCAUGGUACAGGCGGGCCAGUUUUGAGGAUUUAGAUCAGGCGGUAGAACCAGAAAGCACAAUAGAAGAGAGUGAUGUUAAUGAUGCAGCAACAGCAGUCGCAAAUGCUGGUUGUUGUCUAUCUUUUUAUGACUGGAUUCACAGUAAUGCAUUCCUUAUCUACUGCAGUCAAGCUUUAUCAUCCUGGGGAGAUCGAAUGUGGUCAUUCGGUGUGGCUCUUUACUUGGUAAGGUUUGAAGAUGGCUUGCUUCGACUUACCUCCAUUUUUGGAUUAGCCCGGACCAUUUCUGUUCUUUUGUUUGGUGCAAUUGUUGGUGAAUGGGUGGAUAGGACACCACGUCUAAGAGCUACUAGGAUUUCCCUUGUGAUCCAAAACUCAUCUGUCAUGGUGUGUGCCCUCUUUCUUCUCUUCUUCCUUCUGUGUGAAAGCUGGCUGAAGGAGCAGUUAGGGGGUGCUCUUGUUAUCUUGACCCUAGGCGUUAUAAUUGUGAUAGGCUGCAUAGCAGAUGUUGCCAGCGUAGCUUUGAAGAUAUGCAUACAGAAAGAUUGGGUUGUUGUAGUUGCCGGUGGAGAUGGAGUUAGACUUUCAGAAAUGAAUUCUGUGAUUCGCCGCAUUGAUCUCCUUACCAACAUCCUAGCACCGUUUUUAGUUGGUUUUAUUAUGACGUAUUUAUCGUUAGAAGUUGCAGCGAUUUUCCUUGCCAGUUGGAACUUAGCGUCAAUGUUUGUUGAGUAUUUCCAGCUUCACAGAGUUUACAAGGCUGUUCCAGAACUUGCAGUCAAAAAAUUUAAAACAAGUCAAGACGAAGACCCAACAAAUGAGGAAUACAGACCAAUUAAUGAUGAAGCUAAUGAAGAACAAGAGAAUGGUUUAAGACAAGACAGGUCUGAAGCGCAUGACACAAGAAGAAAGGGAAUAUUUGGGCGAAUUUUUAAGUGGUUUACAUCAACUUAUCAGGGAUUUAAAACAUACAAAUCUUAUCAAGUGUCUUGGGCGGGUAUUAGUCUUUCUUUACUUUACAUGACUGUUCUUGGUUUCGAUGCCGUUUCCAAUGGUUACGGUUACAGCCAAGGUGUCUCGGAAACUGUUCUAGGAAUAUUCCUGGCUUUGGGAUCACUGAUGGGAGUCUUGGGAACUAUAAUCUUCCCGAUGGUGCGGAAGCGUAUUGGAUUGGAACGCACAGGAAUAUAUGCAAAUUUUGAACAGAUUCUUUGUCUUUCAUUGUGCGUUGCAUCUGUGUAUGCACCAGGAUCAUCUUUUGAUAUUGGCUAUAAACGACGGACUCCUCCACCAACAGAAGAACCAAUGUACUACACUGAUACCUAUGGUAGCAAUGAGACUAGUAUAGCGCCUGAUGAUAUUGGCGAGCAUUCCUAUUGGUCAGUUGGUUUGCUAUUCGCAGGAAUGAUUUUGUCAAGAACAGGUCUGUGGAUGUUUGACUUGACCGUAACACAGCUUUUACAGGAAAAUAUUGCUGAGAAUGAGCGAGGGGUUGUUAACGGUAUUCAGAGCUCGCUUAACUGUUUCAUGGACAUGCUGCAUUUUGUGCUGGUAAUCAUCGCGCCUCAGCCGGAAACCUUUGGCAUCCUCAUAUUCAUUUCUGUCAUGUUUGUAGCUAUGGGAGGGAUGUUGUACUCUGCCUUUGUUUACAGAGUCAGGGGACAUUUGUUUCAUCCAGAGAAAAUUAUACCCUGUAAAAGUGAGGUGAAUAGGGGAAAAAAUGGAGAAGCAGUCUGAAUACUAACAGUAAAGUUAUUUUUAUUACCCAAGUGUUGCCAAGGGUGUGAAUAUUCUUCAAAAUAUGGUGGUCGGCUUUCAAUUAUUUUUUCUAAUAAAAUUAUGUCUGAAUGUAGUUAAAUUGUAUAAAUAUUUACAAUAUACUUAAAAAUUAGUAAUAAAGUGUGUGUUCUCUCUUAUCUCUUUAGUGGUAGUUAACAGUGAUGUGCUUAGUUUGGUAAAUUAAGAAAGGCUGAACUUAAAAAAGAAAAAAAAACAUAACAGAAAUUCAAGCAGUGGUGCUUGAGUUUUUUACUAUAGCAGUAUUACAGAAUACACUUUGUGCUAUAACUAGAUGGUCUGUAAAUUGUGUAAAUAAAGAGACGUGUUUCACUUUGCAAUCUCGUAACUAGUCAUCUGAGUAUAAACUCAGUGCUAUACAGUAGUAUUAAUGGUCUGAAAUGAAUCAAAGCUCAACUGAUGAAACCAAAACUAUCUGACACCAAACAAUGCUCUAUAAUCAUACUUAUAUCACAGAAGAACUCUGUUUACUGAUUAUUGCUUGUACAUUAACUUUAUAUUUUAAUAACAAUUUGAUAUCUUUUAUAAUUCAGGUAGCAUUUUCUACUGUCAUCAGUACUAACUGCACCACAUUCUGGUGGUAUUCACACUCCAUCCAGACUACUAAGCAUUUUUUAUUCAUAAAGAUGAUACUACUUAAUGUCCUAAUUAUACUAAUUUGUUUUAAUGUAAAAGUACGUACUGUAUGUAUAGUGGGUUAUGUAAACAAUUAUUACCUUUACUAUUGUAUUGAGUAGAAUAAUAAAUGUAUAAAUAUAAAAAUAAA